AUGGCGCAAGAGGUUCCAGAAGAAGUCGAAGCUGAGAAAGAGGGAAUUGUCUAUGUCAAACUUCCUGGAGAGGGAAGCAUCGGUACACUUGUUAACGGUGCCGGCCUCGCCAUGAACACCGUCGACGCUCUGACUCUUCACGGCGGCCACUGCGCCAACUUCCUCGACACCGGCGGAAAAGCAACGUCCGAGACGGUAAAGUCAUCAUUCCGAAUCGUCCUCUCCGAUCCUCGCGUGAAAACCAUCUUCGUCAACAUUUUUGGCGGCCUGACUCUCUGCGACAUGAUCGCUAACGGGAUCAUCAUGGCGUUCCGCGAUUUGGAUAUGAAGGUACCUGUUGUUGUUCGCCUGCGCGGUACCAAUGAGGAACUUGGGCAGAAGAUGAUUGCCGACAGCAGGCUCCCGCUACAUGCCUUCGACUCGUUUGAGGAAGCGGCAAGCAAGGUUAUUAGCCUUUCUCGCUAA
This is a messenger RNA of Histoplasma mississippiense, 465 nucleotides long. RefSeq lists its product as hypothetical. Lineage: Eukaryota; Fungi; Ascomycota; Eurotiomycetes; Onygenales; Ajellomycetaceae. The transcript has 4 exons. The record is from RefSeq and is a predicted model, not a curated record. Gene Ontology annotation, cellular component: succinate-CoA ligase complex. Gene Ontology annotation, biological process: succinyl-CoA metabolic process; tricarboxylic acid cycle. Gene Ontology annotation, molecular function: succinate-CoA ligase (ADP-forming) activity. Bases 1 to 465 code for a protein of 154 amino acids.